Seminavis robusta is the source of this 2409-nucleotide messenger RNA. The record is from the annotation of a GenBank genome assembly. Lineage: Eukaryota; Bacillariophyta; Bacillariophyceae; Naviculales; Naviculaceae.
AUGAAUGGAAAACGCUCACUCUCUGCCGGUACAAGUAGUGGUGCUUCCUCCAGUGACGCCAACACCCAGAAGAAACCAAGAAUGUGCAGCAGAGAUCAUAAUAGUACUGACGGUAGUAGUGCCCAAGAUGAUUUCUCUGCUCAUCCUCUGAACGCGAUGCUGCGAGAUUUGAUCUUGGCUCCCAAGAAGAAAUGGGACGAACUCAAAGAACUGGUGACCAAGGACGGCUUGGAUCAAGAUGCAGCUUUUUUGCUGCAUGCCGUCCAAAUCUCCCAGGGGCGAGCCUUUGGCUUGGCAGCUCCUACAUUGUUGGACGACCCUCAGUUUGUCCAGCAAGUCCUCGAGACACAUACGAAACAUGCGGCAAAGCGGUAUUUUGACAUUGCUCCCAUUGCCUUGCGAUUGAGAAGUAACGAGACCUUCUGUGUGCACUCGUUGCUGCCCUUUAUUCUGCGGCAUCAAAAGGAUUUCGCAGUCAAGGAGCAACUCAAACUCUUGUUGGGUAACGACAACAAUAACAACGACAAGCCACUAUUACUAAAAGCAUUCCAAAUCAAUCAGCAAGAACCCGAUGACAAACUCUUACUACAAAGAAAUGCCACGCAUAUUUUCGCUAUCGCGUCCCAGCAAUCCAAGGAGGAUCUGGAAGUGGUCCAAGCGGCACUAGAGUACGGUGACUUAGCCGAUCUGUUACCCCUGGUUCCUUCCCAGCUCUUGGAACAAGUGGUGGAUGAGCAACAACUCGAAGACCUCGUGAGGGGAAAUCGGUCCGGUUUUUGGGACUAUAUGCCAGAGGAAUUGAUGACCAAACGGUUGGCAUUAAUUGCCAUGGAAGAUGACAAUUUUGAACCAUCGGAAUGGUUGGCGGACGAAGAUCGAAAAUGGCUUGUCGAUUUGGGCAUGGACGAAUUGGGAUGGGACGAAGAGGAAGUCGUUGAGUUAGUAUCGGAUCGAAUGAAAGCGCUUUUGCGGGUCCGAGAGGAUCCGGAUGUUUACUCGGAUUUGGAGGACGAGUACAAGGACGAUGUGGAAAUCGCCGAGGAAUGUGGCAAGCGACAGUUGGUAAGCCAGCAUGGCUCGGAACGCAUCCAACUCAUUUUUCAGUUACAGCAAGAUGCUUCUGUCUACACCAAUAAUGCAACCUUGGAGCAACAAGAGGACCGAGAUGUGGCCAUGGCUGCCAUGUGCAGCAGUGGUGGAUCUUUAGUGUCAAAGGCUGCCGUGCGCCGAAAUUCAAAGGUCUAUGCAAUCUUGUCAUCAUCUGCAUCCAACAAGCAGCUUGCAGAUUUGCAAUUGGACUCGAGCAUUGCCAUGGUUGCCAUUCGAGAAGAUAUCAACCUCGCCAAUCAACUACCAACAGCCUUGUGGAACACAAAAGACUUUGUCUUGAAAGCCAUCGGGUUCUCGUCAGGUUUGCUCCAAUAUGCUGCUGACGCCAUCAAAGACGACAAGGACAUUGUACUCGAGGCCGUCAAGACCCAGCUUUUUGCGCUCAAAUACGCGGGGCCAUCAGUACUGUCGGACCGUGAAUUUUACCUGGAAUCCUUGCCUCCUCGAGCAUUCCAAUAUCUUUCUGAAGAGCUCCGCGGGGACCCAGAUUUGGUCUUGAGGGCUGUGGAGAAAUGCUGGGAAUGGAUACUCCAGCAUGCUUCUCCAAAAUUGUGUGCAGACCCCGUGUUUAUGCGCCGCGCCAUUGCAAUUCGGCCCAUGGCAUUAAAGUUUGCUUCCAAAGAAAUCCAGGGAGAUCGAGACAUUGUUCUGACGGCCAUUCAGGGCACUGGUGACGACAGUAAGGAGGGCAACCCUGUUGUGUUUCAGGGGGCAUCCCAGGAGCUCAAGGCUGACCGAGAGGUGGCUCUACAGGCUUUGAAAGGAGGCAAGGUGGAGCAAACCAUGGGCCACGUCGACAAGUCGCUGUGGAGCCAAGACAAUUUUGUUCUGGACGUGUUACGGGUGUGGCCGUUACAGGAUUACCAGCUAGUCAUGGCUCGUGCAGGCCCGGGGACAGUGAAUGACCCAAACUUCAUGGCGCAAGCCGUGGAAAUUAGCUCCAAAUCUCCACAAUCGUUGGGUGUGUGGAAACGCUCUGCGGGGUCCGUUCUCAAAGCAAGAUUCUACAAGGCCGUCAAGGCACUCAAGAGCACAGAUAGGUUUCCUGAUGUGGAGGCUGUUCAGUGCCGAGCCAUGUCCAUGAUUCGGGUCGCGGCCGAAACCCUGUGGUGUGUCAAGCAUGUCACGGCAUCUCUCCCAGCCGAAGUCCAAACGCUGGUAUGGGAAUACUCAGCUGAGAGAUCCACGCAGCAGACCAAGUUUCAAAGAGCCGUAGCGUUGAAGUUUUGUGGUCCGAUCUUUGUUGUGUUUUCCAAGAAGCAGGUAAACUGGAAAGACUUCCAGCAAAAGGAAGUAUAA